Messenger RNA from Hemicordylus capensis (graceful crag lizard), 5042 nucleotides. RefSeq names its product ZFP64 zinc finger protein (gene ZFP64). The transcript has 7 exons. The coding region runs from base 8 to 2200 and encodes 730 amino acids. Gene Ontology annotation, cellular component: nucleus. The record is from RefSeq and is a predicted model, not a curated record. NCBI's taxonomy places the organism in Eukaryota, Metazoa, Chordata, Lepidosauria, Squamata, Cordylidae. Gene Ontology annotation, biological process: regulation of gene expression.
UCUGAACAUGGAGGUUCUAUGCAACCCAUCAAGGCCGCCGCUUAAAUUGCCAGAGGUGGAGAAAACCCUGCGUGGAAGGGGGGCGCGAGUAAAAACAUGGGCUGCCCUAAGCAUAGAGCGCCAGGCGCAGCUCAUGCAACUGCCAGCUAUGAUGAACUCGAGCGGAGCGACCGCCCAGUCCUUCCCGAGUCCCGUGCAAUUUCCAGGAGGCACCACCGUCUUGGUAGAGCUCACUCCGGAUAUUCACAUUUGUGGACUAUGCAAGCAACAGUUCAAUAACUUAGAUGCUUUUGUUGCUCACAAGAGAAGCGGCUGCCAGCUCUCCAGCACAGCAGCUGGGACUACUAGCACAGUACAGUUUGUGUCGGAAGAAACGGUGCCAACAGCACAAGCACAGACCACAACCAGAACCAUCACUUCAGAAACCCAAACGAUCACAGUUUCUGCCCCAGAGUUUGUGUUUGAGCAUGGCUACCAAACCUACCUACCUGGAGAGAACAGUGAACCUCAGACUGCCACUGUGGUCACGCCGCCGCCAAAGCCGCGCACAAAGAAAACCACCACAUCAACAGCACAAAAGAAACUCAACUGCUACUAUCCAGGCUGCCAGUUCAAGACAGCUUAUGGUAUGAAAGACAUGGAACGACAUUUCAGAACACACACAGGUCAGAAACCCCAUAAGUGUGAAGUUUGCAGCAAGAGCUUCAGCCGCAAAGACAAGCUGAAGAUGCACAUGCGAUCCCACAGUGGGGUGAAACCUUACAAGUGCAAGCACUGUGACUACGCAGCUGCUGAGAGCAGCAGCCUGAAUAAGCACCAGCGAAUCCAUUCCAAUGAACGCCCUUUUAAAUGCCAGAUCUGCCCUUAUGCCAGCCGUAAUUCCAGCCAGCUUACUGUUCAUCUGAGAUCCCAUACAGGAGAUGCCCCCUUCCAGUGUUGUCUGUGCAGCGCCAAAUUUAAAAUCAACUCAGACUUGAAGAGGCACAUGCGUGUGCACACUGGGGAGAAGCCCUACAAAUGUGAAUUCUGCAACGUGCGCUGCGCCAUGAAAGGCAACUUGAAGUCACACAUCCGCAUCAAGCACAACAUGGAGAACAGCUUCAAGUGCCUCGAGUGCGAGUUCCAGUGCGGGAACAAGACCAGCUUGCGGCAGCACCUGCGGACCCACCAGCCGGAGCAGCCCGUGAAAUGUUCCGAGUGCAGCUACUCCUGUUCCAACAAGGCGACCCUCAAGGUGCAUGAGAGAAUCCACUUCAAAGACCGCCCUUUCAAAUGCGACUUCUGCACUUUUGACACCAAGCAGCGGAGCAACCUGACCACCCACAUGAAGAAGGCACACAGAGACAAGGUCAAGGUCAAGAAGAAAGCCACCGAGAAGACGGCGGAGGGAGACAGGCUGAAGGAAGGCAGCUCCAGGCAAGUCGCCAAGCUGGAGGCCAAGAAAGCCUUCAAGUGCGAUCUCUGCGAGGCUUCGUUCGUCCGGGAAGAUUCUCUGAGGAGCCACAAGAGGCAGCACAUUGAGUAUAAUGGGGCAAAAAAUACAGGGCUGGCUGUUCUCCAGUUCCAGAUGGAUCCCACCACACAGGCCGGAGCGCCCAUCACUGUCAGCCAUCUCCAAGUCCCGCUCCAAGCCACCCCCUAUGGCGAAGGACAGGUCAAGAUAAUCGUCGGACAUCAGAUGCCUCAGGCCAGCAGUCUAGUGCAGGCGGCUUCGGUCAACAUUGUGCCUCCCACUUUAGUAAGCCCGAGUCAAGAAGAUCUCUCUGGCAGUAGCCAGUUGCAGAUACUGCAGCAGGUGAGCUUACUUGCUCCGCCUCUUCCCUCAGGGUCUCCGGCAGAAAGCCUGGCAUUGGGCCAGCCAGCGGUUCUUCUCACCACCCAUGAUCAAGCUGACAAAAGCGCUUUAAUUCCCGCCAUCCCAGUGGGCAGCCAUGAUGCCUCGGCUAGCCAGGCUUUCAUCAAUGGCUCUGAGAUCAGCUGCUCAGACUUGGAAGGGCUCAACGCUUUGAUCCAAGAGGGUGCAGGGGAAGUGACAGUGGUGAGUGAUGAAGACCAAAGCAUCACUGUCUCAACUUCAGCUCCCCCUGCACCCAUUUUUUCCUCCUCUUCUCACCCAGAAAUGCCAAAGCAGACCUACUCCAUCAUCCAGAGUGGAGCCCAUGCAAGUUUGCUGUGCCCUGCAGACUCCAUACCAGAUUAAUCUGGUGGGGCAGCGGGACUCUUCAUUCAGACCUCUGUUGGCACAUCAAUGUUGGCCUUAGAGAAUGUUCUAGAUUAGGGAGUAGAAAUCAGCAGGUGAAGCCCUGGUGUCAUAACACUGGCCGAUUUCUGUGCUCAUGCCCUCCUGGAAACAGAGUCCUCUUUCAUAGCAUGGCACACAUAACAAGUCCAGUGAUAUUGCUUUGGAGGUCGAAGGGGGAAGCAUGGGGUGCCAUGAAGGGGUGCCACUCAGUGGGAAUAGCCUCAGUGCGUAUGGCUCACCUUUUAUCCUUUCCUGAUCUAGUCAAGUCUGCACCGGCAUUGGAGGCAAGAAUGCUUCAUACCCAAUAGAUCUCAAAUACCUGUUCUUUAAUACAUCAAUCCCUACUUGAAAGUUACUAGGCCAGUUCUCACGAGUGAAAAGUGGGUUAGAGAAGCAUCCUAUCCAGCUUCUGGAGCUAUGCAUGUUCCUGAUUUUCAGUCGUGUGUGCAAAAAUCUAGGUAGGAGAAGGGGAAAGUGAUCCUGUGGGAGUUGAGUGCUGGUUUGGACAGUGUCAUCCUACCCAGCAACUCUACCUAGCAUAUUAUCAAGUGAAGGAAAAGCCAUCCGACCCACAGGUUGGUUCCCACAUGCUCACUUGCCCCUCGUAGGUUUUUGCAAAUAUACGACCAAAAAUCAAGAGCGUUCACAUAUGCCUAAGUCGGGUAGGGCACUUCUCUGACCCCACCUUUCGCUCAUGAGAACUGGCCCGCUGACUCAACGACUCAUCUAAUGAAAACAACUUGCUCUGAAAACAUCUUCAAGCUUUACAACGGGUUACAACCUUGAUGGCCUAAUGGGUGUUAUGGAAAUCCCCCCCCCCGCAACGUUUGCUUUCGUUUCCCAGAUUUUAAAAUCAUGUAGUACACCAAAUAUUUUUCCCCAAGCUUAAAUUAGUGGUUGAUGUGGUGCACAGACCUAACAGAGACAAGAGGGUAUUGCUAGGCUGCUGCUGUGGACGCAGAAGCAGUAGUACUGCUGGGAGGGACACCAGUUGUGCUGUGAGCAUUACCAUAGUUUCUCCAUGACCACCACAAUGCGAGAAGUAACGGUAAUGUUGGUAAUGUGGUCAGCGUCCUCCCCAGCCGCACUGUGUCCGCAGCAGCAGCAGUGCCUCAACACCCUUCCUUCUUAUAGGGCUGCACGUCAUGUCAGCCACUGACCUUGGACUAUAAGCCAGCACUACACUAAUCCCUGGUUUCAGUAGUACAGUACUAAGACAUAGUUGCUGGGUGCAAGAUUGCAUGAACAAUUCUUAGCACUGGGUUUUAGGUGGGGUUGCCACCACAAUCUUACUGACCCUGCUCCUCUGCCUUUUAAGGCAGCUUGGCAUGCAACAAAGUAGGCAAGUGAAGCCUGGCCUAGCACUGAGAUAAGCAGUGUGUCCGGUUGCUGUUAAAGGCAUAGGCCAGUAAAAAUAGAUGGCGACUCUAAUAUGGGGGCUCAAAGCAAAAGUUGGUUAAUUACAUUUUGAACAUCACAUGUGUCAUAUUGGGGCCGGGCAGGAACUACUGAACCAGGAUAAACUGUAUGUCAUUUUCCUCUGCAGUAGGACCAUUGAUUGAUUGAAGUGUGAUCUGGGUAUGUUGACCGUGGUUAGUUUGGUUAGAAUGUGGUUCUCCACAGCACAUCAAGCAAUGUUUUGUAACUUUGAGUAUCUCACGUAUUUGGGGAAUUAUUCUCAGGGCUGUUCUCAUGAGCAGCCAAGAUUGGGCUAGGGCAGCUAAGCACAGACAUGGCUGACUGUGGGACCCGUUGUUCAGCUCCUGGCGGUGCAUCAGCGACAAACUCGGCUAAGAAGCUGGACUGUUAAAUGAGGUUAAAGGAGCAAGUGCCUUAACUCCCUUAACCCCAUUUAAUUGACUAUGUGUCAGCACCAGCUGCUGGCAGGCAGGCGCCUGCCCCUCGCUGGGGAGAUCCCCACAAUGCACCACACACUCACACGGUGCAUUGUGGGAUUUCCAGGGGGCGCGGGACGGCAUGUCCCAACCCCCUCUCCAUCGCACUGCCUGGGGCAGCAGCGGAACAUCUGGGUGCUCAAUCCACAUAACCAGACCUGGCACUAGGAUCAUCUGUGGGGAAGGCGAGCUUCUGCGGCCUUCGCCGCCGUCCGCUGGCAAGCCUGCUCACAUGAUCGUGAGAAAAGGCUCUCAGUGGGCCACCAUUAGUGUAGAGCAUCCUAGAUCCUGAUGCCAUGCAGAUGGCUUAAUCAAUCAAAUAUUAGAUCUGGCCUACACUACUUGCAACCCAGUGAGCCUGACACAGCCAGACAUGUAAGCUUGUUAACCCUCCUCUCUUUGUUGGAGGUCUCUGGGACUGGCAGGCAUAAUCCAUGGCUGAGCUUGACUUGGUGAGUCACACUGCAUAAGCCUGCAUUAGAUCAUUACACUGGAACAGUUUGCUCCAUGAUCUCUUCCUGAUUUUAUCAUGUUUUGUUUCUAAAGAGUGCAUGCAGCAGAUGCAGGGUGGGAUCAUGCACUCUUUCUGUCUUUGUGUGUGUUUGUGAGGGGGAAAGCUGUAGUGAAUUAUUUUAAGUCAUCUAUAGGUGGUGCUAGAACUCAAGCUGAGGUUGGAACUGAAGGAUGUAACUUUAAGGAUAGGUUUAUAUAAUAGGUACUUCCUGUGAGAGAUGGAACUACUGUGGUUUCUUGCUUCAGCUCUUCCUUGUGUGCAAACAUUAGCUUAAGAAGAUCAUCUUUCCCAAGGAACCCUUUACUGCAAGGGUUGCCAGAUGUCCCAUCAGUAAGCAGUGGUGAAUUAAAUGAGAAGUUAUGAAAAUAAAGUUAUUCUUUGUUUCUUUGAA